This is a messenger RNA of Drosophila arizonae, 1300 nucleotides long. RefSeq lists its product as uncharacterized. The record is from RefSeq and is a predicted model, not a curated record. Lineage: Eukaryota; Metazoa; Arthropoda; Insecta; Diptera; Drosophilidae.
AAUUGUUCACUAAGCAAUACGCAGCACUGCAGCACGGUUGCUUCCCAAUAUGAGCCAGUUGCCAAUAAUUAAACAGUUAGGUCAGGUCAUCGAGCCUGCACUUAAUGGUGCCUACCUCCAUUCCUAUGAAGUGGAUAGUCUAACUCGACCGGGCGAGAAUUAUGGCAGUGUUUUAAUAUCUAUCCGUGCUCUAGUACGGAGCGCUAAUGGAACAUUGUUUGAUAAGCGGCUGGUGGCUAAAGUGCCGCCAACAGACCUAAAAUAUUGGAAGUUUAUACAACCAGAGCGCACCUGUCUAGCUGAGAAUGCAAUUUACGAGAUAUUGGCCCCGGCAUUGAUCGCUUUGCAGGAGGAAGCGGGCAUUCACAAGGAAAUGCAAUUCGAUGGCUUCGCCAAGUAUUUUGGCUCACGCAUAUCCCUAAGCCAAAAUGCCAAAACUGUUGACAGAGACGCAAUUUUAGUUUUGGAAGAUCUGCGGGACGAUAACUAUGUGCCGGGUCAGAGGCUGCGACCUUUCGACUUGCUCCACACCCAAAUUGCCUUAAAUUACAUGGCGCAGUUCCAUGCGCUAACAAUUGCACUACGAUUGAAGAAACCGAAGGUCUUUGAAACAAAAGUGCGUCCAUUCUUUGACAAGUUCGACUGGCAUGCAGCAGCGCCCGAGGCGAAGGCCACAAUGAUAGCGGAAACUUUAGCAGAUAUCAAAGAAGCCACAAACAAUGAUGAGACCACGAUAAACUCGAUAAAGAAAUUGUCGACUGAAUUUUUUGCAUUUCUUGCAACGCCGCCAAUCGAAAAUAACCCAUUUAACACUGUCAUUCACUCAGAUCUAUGGACAAUGAACUUAAUGUUCAAGUAUGACCAUUCCGGACAGCCCACGCAAUUGAAGAUAAUCGACUUUCAAACAGCACAGUACGAUUCUGUUGUGCAUGACUUAAUAGCAUUUCUGUUUACAAGCGUAUCAACGCGUAUUCUAGAGGAUAAUUACUAUAAUUUACUGAAAUUUUACUUCAAUGCAUUCAUUUAUACUCUGACUAAAGUUGGCGUAAAUACCAAUGCAUAUAGCUACGAGACGUUUGCUGCUGAGUUAAAACGUAUCGCAUUCAUUCAAGUGCCUCAUGCUAUAUUCAUGACACGAUUUAUUUUGGCGGAUCAGAUCAAUUCCACUGCGAUUGAUCUCGAACUGUCUGAGGUGCUUAAGGGUACAAGUUCAAAUCGAGUGCACAGCAAGUUAAUUGAAAUUUUGCGACUAGCACAGAAAUUCCAAAUAAUUUUAGAAUAAUUAUUUUGUUUACAAUGG